UGAUCCUGAAUGUUCUUACAGAAUCCAGAUCUCAUCACAGCCGGAUCCACAGAUGCCUUCUGGAGCUUUGAUUCAUGUGCCGCGUUACUUGGGCAACCUGCCCUUCAGAGUCUGGAAGAAGAUGCAGGACAUCGCCCAGAACACUCCUGUGAUUCUGGAUCCAAACACGGCUCAUCCUCGUCUCGUUCUAUCUGAUGAUCUGACCAGUGUGAGAUACAGCAGGAUCAAUCAACCUGUUCCUGAUAAUCCAGAGAGAUUUAACUGUGAUCUCUGUGUUCUGGGUUCAGAGGGGUUUAACUCAGGAACGCACUGCUGGGAUGUGGAGGUUAAACAGAGUUCACUCUGGAUUCUUGGAGUAACUACAGCAUCAAACCAGAGGAAGGGACGGGGUUUCUAUAACACUGAUGUCUGGUGUGUGUGGUAUGUUCGGAGUGUCUCCAGGUUCUGGUUUUUGUGUUGAACGUAAGCUUGAUCGUGUGAGAGUGAAUCUGGACUAUGAGAGAGGAACAGUGUCAUUCUCUGAUCCUGUAACUAACACACAUCUACACACAUUCACAACCUCCUUCACUCACACACUCUUCCCUUUCUUCAGUUGUUAUCCAUCCUCUCUGAGGAUCUUAUCGAUCAGUAGUCAGUAAUCUGUAGCUCUGGAUCUACCUGCUUUCAUAUUUCAUCAUGUUUCAAUAUUUAAUCACAUGAGUAAGAGACUGUUGAUCUGAACAUCAGAUCAGAAAACAAGUACAUUUAUUCAUCUUUAAUAAUGAAAAAUAUAUUAAAACACGUGAUGAAAGGUUAAAAUAAUCAUGUUAU
This is a messenger RNA of Cyprinus carpio (common carp), 810 nucleotides long. RefSeq names its product zinc-binding protein A33-like. The record is from RefSeq and is a predicted model, not a curated record. The transcript is spliced from 2 exons. NCBI's taxonomy places the organism in Eukaryota, Metazoa, Chordata, Actinopteri, Cypriniformes, Cyprinidae. Bases 53 to 460 code for a protein of 135 amino acids. Gene Ontology annotation, molecular function: zinc ion binding; protein binding.